AUGGCGGCAGACAGAGCCGACAGAGACAGAGAGUCAGACGGGGACAUGGACGGAGAUUCUGGUAAAGUGUGUCCUCUGGUGGGCGAGGAAGACAUCGAUGCAUCCUGCGCUCAAGAGAUGGCUCUGCUCGCCCUUAUGGAGACCACGGGAUACAACAUAGUGCAGGAGAACGGACAGAGGAAGUACGGAGGACCGCCGCCAGGCUGGGACGGCCCGGCGCCGCCGCGGGGCUGCGAGGUGUUUGUGGGGAAGAUUCCCAGAGACAUGUACGAGGACGAGCUCGUGCCGCUGUUCCAGAGAGCCGGCGCCCUCUACGAGUUCAGACUGAUGAUGGAGUUCAGCGGAGAGAACCGCGGCUACGCCUUCGUCAUGUACACCAACAGAGAGGCGGCUCAGAGAGCGAUCCAGAUGUUGGACGACUACGAGAUCCGUCCGGGGAAAUUCAUCGGAGUGUGUGUGAGUCUGGACAACUGCCGCCUCUUCAUCGGCUCCAUCCCCAAAGACAAGAGGAAGGACGAGAUCAUGGAGGAGAUGACCAAGGUGACACACGGCGUGGUAGACGUGAUCGUGUAUCCCAGCUCAUCAGACAAAAGCAGAAAUCGAGGCUUCGCCUUCGUAGAGUACGAAUCCCACAAAGCAGCCGCCAUGGCCCGCAGGAAGCUCAUACCUGGAACCUUCCAGCUGUGGGGUCAGUCCAUCCAGGUGGACUGGGCGGAGCCUGAGAAGGACGUGGACGAGGAGGUGAUGCAGCGCGUCAGAGUGCUUUAUGUGAGAAACCUGAUGCUGAGCACCACCGAAGAAGAAACGCUGCGUCAGGAGUUCUCCUGCUUCAAACCGGGCUCCGUGGAGCGCGUCAAGAAGCUCACCGACUACGCCUUCGUUCACUACCACUCCCGCGAAGACGCCAUCGUCGCUCUGAGCCUGAUGAACGGAGCCCAGAUCGACGGAGCCACCGUGGAGGUGACGCUGGCCAAACCGGCCGGGAUGAAGGAGGGGAGCGCCGCCGCGAGGAGGUACAACAGCAGGGGGUACCUGGGAAACAACGCAGGAGGAGGAGGAGGAGGAGGAGGAGGAGGAGGGAACGGGACGUACGGCCUGCACAGGAGCGACGGAGGGAUGAUGGGAGGACUGAGGGACACGUGCUCCCCGCUGAGGACAGUGUCCCUGCCGCCUCGCCUGGGGAACCCCCUCUACACAGGAGCAGCAGAUGACCUGGACAGGAGCGUGUUCCCGCUGUUCCCCGGCACGCCGCUGUCCCCCACCAGCCUGCUGUCUCUGAAGCAGAGUCAGAUCGGCUCCUCCGUCAAUCUGCUCGACUUGUACUGCCGAAAAAACUACUGGUCUCUGCCCGAGUACCACCUGUACUCCACCCCGGGACAGGACGGGAGGCUGCUGCUGCUCUACAAGACGGGGUCGUGUUCUCCGUGUUCCUCCUCUCGUGGUAUUCACGGCUGCGUCAGUGCAAUUUCUCUGAAAGCUCAGAGUUCAGGAGUUGUGACGCUGAACGAAGACUCGUCCUCGCUGAGCGCAGCUUCCUGUGAUUCUCCCAGCAGCGCGUCUCCUCCGCUCCCCGUCCCCCCGGCCGUCUCCAGUCCCGGGUUGCUGACCUGCGGCGGCAGAGCCUUCGCCUCCUGCGUCCCCCCUCCUCCUCCUCCUCCCCCUCCUCCUCCGCCUCGUCCUCCUCCCCUGCCGUCCCCCUUCAGUCUCCCGACUCCCCUCCGAUCGCUGUCCACGCUCAGCCCCGCCGCGUCCCAAACGCAGAGGCUCUACAUCAGCUCGCCGUCGCCUUUCUACUGACGGACGACUCAGCGGUGAGGAUCUGAGGACGAGAAGCAGGAGAGGCAGGACUGUUUUUACUCUGAUUACACCUCCACACAC
Molecule: messenger RNA, 1878 nt
Organism: Plectropomus leopardus (leopard coralgrouper)
Lineage: Eukaryota; Metazoa; Chordata; Actinopteri; Perciformes; Serranidae
Source: RefSeq, a predicted model, not a curated record